This is a messenger RNA of Alligator sinensis (Chinese alligator), 1582 nucleotides long. It is a transcript of the gene ATP5F1B, whose product is annotated as ATP synthase F1 subunit beta. Gene Ontology annotation, molecular function: ATP binding; proton-transporting ATP synthase activity, rotational mechanism; ATP hydrolysis activity. The record is from RefSeq and is a predicted model, not a curated record. Gene Ontology annotation, biological process: proton motive force-driven mitochondrial ATP synthesis; proton transmembrane transport. Lineage: Eukaryota; Metazoa; Chordata; Crocodylia; Alligatoridae. The annotation marks the transcript as partial. The transcript has 9 exons.
CAUCCAGGGCGCGACUAUGCAGCACAGACGUCCCCGGCGGCCAAGCCUGGGGUCAGCACAGGCCGCAUCGUGGCCGUCAUUGGCGCCGUGGUGGACGUGCAGUUCGACGAGGCGCUGCCCCCCAUCCUCAACGCCCUGGAGGUGCAGGGCAGGGACACCCGGCUAGUGCUGGAGGUGGCGCAGCACCUGGGUGAAAACACAGUUCGCACCAUUGCAAUGGACGGCACUGAGGGGCUGGUGAGGGGCCAGAAGGGGCUGGAAUGGGGCACCCCCAUCCGGAUCCCUGUGGGCCCCGAGACCCUGGGCAGGAUCAUGAAUGUCAUCGGAGAGCCCAUUGAUGAGAGAGGCCCCAUCACCACCAAGCAGUCUGCCGCCAUCCAUGCCGAAGCACCCGAAUUUGUGGAGAUGAGCGUGGAGCAGGAGAUCCUGGUCACGGGCAUCAAGGUUGUGGACCUGCUGGCCCCGUACGCCAAGGGGGGUAAAAUUGGCCUGUUCGGCGGUGCCGGGGUGGGCAAGACCGUGCUCAUCAUGGAACUGAUCAACAACGUGGCCAAGGCUCACGGCGGCUACUCGGUGUUUGCUGGCGUGGGGGAGCGGACCCGCGAGGGCAAUGACCUCUACCACGAGAUGAUUGAGUCUGGCGUCAUCAACCUCAAAGACACCACUUCCAAGGUCGCGCUGGUCUACGGCCAGAUGAACGAGCCCCCAGGUGCCCGCGCUAGAGUGGCUUUGACCGGCUUGACUGUGGCUGAGUACUUCCGGGACCAGGAGGGCCAGGAUGUGCUGCUCUUCAUUGACAACAUCUUCCGCUUCACACAGGCUGGCUCUGAGGUGUCUGCACUGCUGGGCAGGAUCCCCUCAGCUGUGGGCUACCAGCCCACCCUGGCCACCGACAUGGGCACCAUGCAGGAAAGAAUCACCACCACCCGUAAGGGCUCCAUCACCUCUGUACAGGCGAUCUACGUGCCAGCUGAUGACCUGACUGACCCCGCACCUGCCACCACCUUUGCCCACUUGGAUGCCACAACCGUGCUGUCCCGUGCCAUCGCAGAGCUGGGCAUCUACCCGGCUGUGGACCCGCUGGACUCCACAUCCCGCAUUAUGGACCCCAACAUCGUGGGGCACGAGCACUAUGAUGUGGCUCGUGGUGUGCAAAAGAUUCUCCAGGACUACAAGUCACUGCAGGACAUCAUUGCCAUCCUGGGCAUGGAUGAGCUGUCAGAGGAGGACAAGCUGACAGUGGCGCGGGCCCGCAAGAUCCAGCGCUUCCUGUCCCAGCCCUUCCAGGUGGCCGAGGUCUUCACCGGUCACUUGGGCAAGCUGGUACCGCUGAAGGAGACGAUCAAGGGCUUCAAGGCAAUCCUUGCAGGCGAGUACGACCAUCUCCCCGAGCAGGCCUUUUACAUGGUGGGGCCCAUCGAGGAGGCUGUGGCCAAGGCGGAGAAGCUGGCAGAGGAGCACGCGUAACUUUGGCCUGUCUGUGUCCCCCCUCCCCCCCCACCUGGCAGCUGCAAAGCCUCGUCGUCGUCAUCGUCCGCGCAGUAUUUAACAUUUCCAAUAAAACUGUGGUGGAAAACGUGAA